CAAAGUUGGGGAAAAUGCUAUGGGAGAAUGCACUUCUCAAUGCGCAAAAGGUGACCGAACUCAAUCCUUCGUCUCACGUUGGAUACCAGUUGACACAUGCAGCGCUGCAUGGUGCGCAACAUUAUGAUGCAGCUAUCGAAGCCUUCAAAAUCAUGUUGUCCAAGUUGGACGAUUCUCCCGAAGUGCGGAUGCAAGACAAUUCCUCCAUGCAACACUGA
Molecule: messenger RNA, 218 nt
Organism: Suillus fuscotomentosus
Lineage: Eukaryota; Fungi; Basidiomycota; Agaricomycetes; Boletales; Suillaceae
Exons: 3
Coding region: 15-218 (67 amino acids)
Molecular function (GO): protein binding
Source: RefSeq, a predicted model, not a curated record